GUAUCACAUUUCUUGAUCAGAAGAACAUUUUUUGGGUGUUCCCUAACUAAAGCAAGUUCUGGUCUGGUCCAGCAGACUAAAGAUGUUUGUCUGAGGUUCUGCAGACUGCGAAGUUCUACAACAGCUGCUGACACAUCUGGAGAGGACAUCAUACUCAAAUGGGGCCUUUUCCUGGUCCCUCUGACCACGUUCUGUCUCGGCACAUGGCAGGUUCAGCGGCGGAAGUGGAAAUUAGAUUUGAUUGCACAACUGGCAUCAAGAAUUACAUCAGAGCCCAUCCCUCUGACCUUAGACCCGAUGGAACUGAAGGAACUGGAGUACAGACCGGUAAAAGUCCGAGGGCAUUUUGACCACUCCAAGGAGCUCUAUAUUUUGCCACGGUCACUUGUGGACCCUCAGCGAGAAGCCAGAGAAGCCGGACGGCUGACAUCACACCCAGAAAACGGAGCAAACGUCAUUACUCCUUUCUACUGCACGGAACUAGGGGUCACGAUUUUAGUCAACCGAGGAUUUGUGCCCAAAAAGAAAUUGAAACCGGAGACCAGGCUGAAGGGACAGAUUGAAGAUGAAAUUGAGCUCACUGGCGUGGUGAGAUUAUCAGAAACCCGGAAACCUUUUGUGCCUGAAAAUAACAUUGAGAAAAACCGCUGGCAUUACCGUGACCUGGAGGCUAUGGCAAAGGUGACCGGGGCUGAGCCCAUCUUCAUCGAUGCUGAUUUUCGAAGCACAGUCCCAGGGGGGCCCAUCGGAGGUCAGACGCGAGUGAGCCUGAGAAACGAGCACAUGCAGUAUAUCAUCACCUGGUAUGGCUUAUGUGCUGCAACUUCACUGAUGUGGUACAGAAAAUUUAUACAAAAGAUACCCCUGUGAGGGGAAGGGCUAUUCUGCUCCGCACUACAGUCAAGA
Apaloderma vittatum (bar-tailed trogon) is the source of this 906-nucleotide messenger RNA. It is a transcript of the gene SURF1, whose product is annotated as surfeit 1. The record is from RefSeq and is a predicted model, not a curated record. The annotation marks the transcript as partial. Gene Ontology annotation, biological process: mitochondrial respiratory chain complex IV assembly. The transcript has 8 exons. NCBI's taxonomy places the organism in Eukaryota, Metazoa, Chordata, Aves, Trogoniformes, Trogonidae. Gene Ontology annotation, cellular component: mitochondrion; membrane.